Molecule: messenger RNA, 732 nt
Organism: Aspergillus aculeatus ATCC 16872
Lineage: Eukaryota; Fungi; Ascomycota; Eurotiomycetes; Eurotiales; Aspergillaceae
Product: phosphoglycerate mutase family protein
Exons: 1
Coding region: 1-732 (243 amino acids)
Cellular component (GO): cytoplasm
Molecular function (GO): phosphatase activity
Source: RefSeq, a predicted model, not a curated record
AUGCCAGGCCUUAUUCAUCUAGUCCGCCAUGCGGAAGGCCUUCACAAUUUGCGCCAGGAUUACGAAAUCCACGACGCCCCUCUUAGCGAACGAGGGUUCAACGAAGCCGACCUACUAGGCCAGAAGCUCAUCUACAGGUACUCUGACCGCGUUGGCACAAUCAUGUCCAGCCCACUGCGCAGGUCGAUACAGACUUCCUUAACCGCAUUCCGGCAGAUCUUGAAUCCAGUCCAAUAUCCUGCCAAUACAGGCGUGGGUGCUAAGUCCGGACUGAUGUUGAUGCUCGACCCAAGGCUGCGGGAGUUCAGCGGCCCGCCUUGCAACACCGGCUCCUCAGUAAGCGAGCUGAUGUUGCAGUUCCCAGCUCUGGAUCAGCUCCAGCAGCUCAAUCCAACGUGGUUUAACAGCCCUGGACAUAAUCAGCCAUCCGCGGAGCUCAGACAAGAGAUCUUGGGACGGUUGGAGCAGAUGCAGACGGAUCUGCACAGGGGUUUUGAUCCCGACAGAACUGAUAUCGUGGUAGUAACUCAUGACGGGAUUAUCAGGACCCUCGCACCUGGCAUCCAGAUUGGUUUAGGGCAAUGGAGAAGCUUUGAGUUGGUGAGAGGCGGGAAUGGGACGCUCUCGUUGGAGGUCGUACCAGAAAGUGAAAAUUCUGUUAAAGAAAACAUCUUGACAGGUGGUAUGAACUCAGGCGUCUUUUCGAUGGCAAGUGUGUCCACACUCAACUAG